AUAUUCUCUCCCUGCAGUCUAGCCCUUCCUUUUGGCUUCAUCACUUCCCUCAAUUUUAUUUAUUUAUUUAUUUAUUUUUCUGAAAUAGUAUACUCUAGAAGUAACUUAUCAAUUGGUUAUUGGAAGGCCAACAAUUUCAAAUGUCCUGUUUCUGCUAAACUUCACCCUUUCAUUAUUAUCUGAAUCUCUUCCAUGGAGAAACUGUCUUUCUCCAAAUUCUCUUCAUCCCCAUCUUCUGCUGUUCCUCCUCCAUUUGUAGUAUCUCCUUAUUUAUCUUUAUGUAAAGCUAGAAGAAGGGUUUCUUUCACUCUUAGUAACCCUAAGAAAUUCUCAGUUUUUGCUUCUAAAAGUGGCCCUAAUGAUGAUGAUAAACUCAAUCAAUGGGACCUUAUGGAGCUCAAGUUUGGCCAAAUGUUGGGUGAAGAUCCUAAACUCACUUUAGCUAAGAUUAUGGGAAGGAAAGCGAACCCAGAUGCUUCUUAUAUUGAUAUUGAAAAGAACUUCUAUAAAAAUAUUGGGAAAUUAGUGGAGGUGAAAGAGCUCCCAUUUGAUGUCCCUGAGAAGCAGGGGUCAACGAAAAUGGGAAACGGAUUGAAUUUGGUGAAACCAGUGCCCAAGAAAGGGAUAAAAGUAGGUGGUGGUGGUGGUGAGGAAAAUUCUAAAUUGCCUGAGAUAAAAAGGCCUAAUGAGUUAUUUAGGAAUAAGGUGAGUGGUGCUACUAAGUCUAAUGUUCCGAAUGUUAUUUUGCGAAAACCAAGUGUAUUUGAUGAGAAAGAUGAUGAAAUGAAUAAUUCCUCGAGGUUGAAGAUUAAGCCAAAUUUGUCAUUGUCGAUGAGGACUGAACCGGUAAAGGAGCAAUUUAGUGGGAUGACUUUGUUGAAGAAGCCUCAGGUGAGUGUGGAGAAGGAAAAUAGUGAUCAAAAUAAAAACACUUUGAUGGAUGGAUCAAUGGGUAGUGGACUAGUGAACAAACCAGCAAACACAUUCCACUCUGACUCGAGUUCUGAUGAAGCAACGCUGUUGGAGAAACCCAUGCCUCAGAAUACUGAAGGCAUUGAAAACAAUUUUUUGGUUAACGAAAUGGACAAUAUGAUGGAGGAUUAUAUUGAAGGAUCUCUUGAAUCAGAAGGUGAUUUGGUUUUAGAGCAAGAUGGACGAGGGGAGAUCUUGGUGACAGAAAUGCAGCUCUCUGAGCAAACUGGUGCCAGUGAUACAGGGAAUGAGAAUGGACUGAAUGAAUCCUCAAAUGCAAGAGAAACUGCUUCUGAGUUCUCUGUUGAGUCUGUUCUCCUAGGAAAACCUCGAAGAUUAGACCCAUCUGUAAAAGAAGUGUCAUCAUACACAACUAAAGAGAGAACCACUUCUGCAUAUCCUGUAAGCUUUAAGGAUGGAGGCGUGCAAGAACAGCCUCACUCACAGCCUCUGAAGGAAUCGGAAGAGACUGCAUGGACACAAGUGGAGAAACUUUUCAAUGUUGGAGAUAGGGUGGAAGUGGAAUUAAUUAGUUGUAGCACAAGAGGAUUUGUGGUAUCCUUCAGAUCAUUGAUAGGAUUUUUGCCAUACCGUAACCUGGCAGCAAAGUGGAAGUUUCUAGCAUUUGAGUCAUGGUUGAGAAAGAAUGGUUUAGAUCCAUCCAAGUAUAGGCAACAUUUAGGCAUUAUCGGAAAUGAAGAGGUUUCUAGCAAGACCACUUCUCUUGAGUCAUCACCCGUUCUAGACGAUGGUGUAGAAGAAAAGUCUGAAAUUUCAGCAGAUAUGGAACUAGAAGGCCUUUUGAAAAUAUAUGACCAAGAGAAAAUACAGUAUCUAUCAUCAUAUGUUGGUCAGCUUAUCAGAGUAAACAUUUUUUUGGCCGAUAAGAAGUCCAGAAAGCUUAUAUUUUCUAUGAGGCCAAAGGAAAAGGAAGAAUCUAUUGAGAGAAAAAGAAGUCUAAUGGCAAAGCUUAGUGUUGGAGACGUCGUGAAAUGCUGCAUAAAAAAGAUAACAUAUUUUGGUAUUUUUGUUGAGGUUGAAGGAGUACCAGCUCUAAUACAUCAGACAGAAGUUUCAUGGGAUGGCACAUUGGACCCUUCAUCUUACCUAAAAAUUGGCCAGAUAGUGGAAGCUAAAGUUCACCAGUUAGAUUUUGCACUUGAGCGCAUUUUCUUGUCCCUAAAAGAGAUUACUCCAGAUCCACUAAAUGAGGCAUUAGAAUGCAUUGUUGGAAGCAAUGGCUGCAGUGGGACAUCAAAUGUUGCACAAGAGGACACAGAGUGGGCUGAGGUGGAUUCACUUGUUGAAGAACUGCAAGCAAUCGAUGGCGUUGAGACUGUUACCAAGGGCCGUUUUUUCUUGAGCCCUGGUUUGGCGCCCACAUUUCAGGUUUACAUGGCAUCUAUGUUCGAGAAUCAGUACAAAUUACUGGCUCGAUCUGGAAACAAAGUUCAAGAGUUGAUGGUUGAAGCGUCACUGGAUAAGGAAGACAUGAAAUCGGUAAUACUCAAAUGUACUAACAGAGUUGACAUCUAAUUUUGAUCCUUUCCAGAUUUUGCAUAAUGUUAUGUACAUUCUCUACCCACUUCAAUGCUUCACUUUCACUCCCCCUUAGCUUGUAUUUUUUUUUUUUUAUUAAUUUUAUUUU
This is a messenger RNA of Amaranthus tricolor (Joseph's coat), 2620 nucleotides long. RefSeq lists its product as uncharacterized. The transcript is spliced from 14 exons. The coding region runs from base 193 to 2508 and encodes 771 amino acids. Lineage: Eukaryota; Viridiplantae; Streptophyta; Magnoliopsida; Caryophyllales; Amaranthaceae. The record is from RefSeq and is a predicted model, not a curated record. Gene Ontology annotation, molecular function: nucleic acid binding.